UCCACUGAUAUACCGCGCUUCAUUAACAUCCUAUUCGAUAUCGCUCAGUAUACCAUAACGCAAAACGCUCCAUCCCAUCACCUCGAUCUUUGGUAAUGGGAACCAUUCCCACAUACUCAUCCGACAAGAAAAUCAACCUUCUUAUCUCUCCGAAAAAACAAACACCUGUGGUACGAAACAAUUCGAAAUUCUCACAUUAAUAAAAAGCGUAACGAUGACGAUCCGAAACCGCUGCUCAUAUCACUCCACUGAUAAUAGCUGACGGAGUGAAGUUCAUCGCUGAUAACACAUACAUAAACCAUACAUUUGAGCUCCAGGCGCCACUACCGAAAAGUGAGCCAACGCACUCAUAGCACAGCCGAAAUGGAGUCGUGUAUGUGCGCCAUAGGCGCCGUUUGUACCGCCAUAGUGGCCUUAAGGCUGUUCCGCGCCGCCUUCGACCUCUUCUACGACACCCUGAUAGCCCCAGCAUUGAACCUGGAGAAGAUCGACUGGAAGUCCCUAGGUAGAUGGGCUGUGGUAACCGGAAGCACCGACGGUAUCGGCAAAGCCUACGCUGAAGCCUUGGCAGCUCGCGGGUUCAACGUGGCGCUCGUCAGCAGGACCCAGAGCAAGCUGGACGCCGUCGCCGACGAGAUCAAGUCCAAACACAACGUAGAGACCAAGACGAUAGCCGCCGACUUCACCAAACCCGACAUCUACGACGGCCUGGCCAAGCAGCUGGAGGACCUGGAGGUCGGGGUGUUGGUCAACAACGUGGGUAUGAGCUACGACCACCCUGAGUACUACCUCCAAAUCCCCGACCACGCCAACUUCGUAUCCAACCUCAUCAACUGCAACGUGCUCUCGGUGAUGAAGAUGUGCAAGAUCGUAAUGCCUGGUAUGGUAAAAAGGAAGAAGGGAGUUGUGAUCAACCUGGCUUCCACAGCCGCCUUGGUACCCAGCCCUCUGUUAGCGGUGUACUCCUCCACCAAGGCAGCAGUGACCAAGUUCACCUCAGACCUCGCCAGCGAGUACCGUGACGACGGCUUGGUGGUCCAGUGCGUGUGUCCAGGCUAUGUAGCCACCAAAUUGAGCAAGAUCAAGAAGUCGACGUGGAUGGCGCCCUCUCCUAAGAGGUUCGUGGACAGCGCCCUCGCCACCGUGGGCUUGAGCGACGUGACCACGGGCUACCUGCCGCAUAACCUGUUGAACGCCGUCGUCAACGGGUUGGACUGGUGCUCGAAGAAGCUGUCCAGGUGGGUGGUGCUCAGUGAGAUGCAGGGCGUCAGGAAGAGGGCGCUGAAGAAGGCCGCCGGCAAGUCCAACUGAGGUGCGAUCGUUUUUUUUGAUCGAUUUUUCCUAUUUAUAGUUGAUGUUUUGUUUAAUAAAUUUUUAUGUUUGUUAAA
Messenger RNA from Harmonia axyridis, 1388 nucleotides. RefSeq names its product very-long-chain 3-oxoacyl-CoA reductase-like. The coding region runs from base 364 to 1311 and encodes 315 amino acids. The record is from RefSeq and is a predicted model, not a curated record. Gene Ontology annotation, molecular function: oxidoreductase activity. Gene Ontology annotation, cellular component: endoplasmic reticulum. The transcript has a single exon. NCBI's taxonomy places the organism in Eukaryota, Metazoa, Arthropoda, Insecta, Coleoptera, Coccinellidae.